This is a messenger RNA of Drosophila obscura, 519 nucleotides long. It is a transcript of the gene ND-13A, whose product is annotated as NADH dehydrogenase [ubiquinone] iron-sulfur protein 6, mitochondrial. Gene Ontology annotation, biological process: mitochondrial electron transport, NADH to ubiquinone. NCBI's taxonomy places the organism in Eukaryota, Metazoa, Arthropoda, Insecta, Diptera, Drosophilidae. The record is from RefSeq and is a predicted model, not a curated record. The transcript is spliced from 3 exons. Bases 58 to 438 code for a protein of 126 amino acids.
CCAGCUGACUGUUUCUGUCAAAAUAAAUUUCUGAACAAACUUUUUGGAAAUAAAAUUAUGGCCAGCAAGCAAUUGGUAAACAAUUUGUCCAAAGUUGGACGCCGUGGCCAGAACUGGCUGGCUCCAUUGACCGCCGUACGCAAUGGCAGCUCCCGCAGCGACAUCGACAAAGUCACACACACGGGACAAGUCUUUGACAAGGAUGACUACCGCAAUGUGCGAUUCGUGAACGCCAAACGUUAUGUGAACGAGAACUGGGGCAUCAAAAUGAUUGACGAGGUGCGACCAAUCGAAAGCACCGAACGUGUGGUCUUCUGUGACGGCGGCGAUGGUCCGCUCGGACAUCCCAAAGUGUACAUCAAUCUGGACGCACCCGGCAGCCACACUUGCGGCUAUUGCGGCCUGCGUUUCGUGAAGAAGGAUGACCAUCAUCACUAGGAAUAACCAUGUUGAGAGGCCUGCCUAUGCUAUUGCUUUAGUUUAAAUUGUAAACUGAAUAAAAUUACUCCAUAAAAUGGC